Acanthoscelides obtectus is the source of this 330-nucleotide messenger RNA. The record is from the annotation of a GenBank genome assembly. Lineage: Eukaryota; Metazoa; Arthropoda; Insecta; Coleoptera; Chrysomelidae.
AUGGAAGCAAACAAAGAAAAAGCAAUAAUAUACCUCUUCUUGAAAAAAUUAAGCUCGCUCAGUUUCGCAAAGGAUGCAGACACUAACUUGUUUUAUAAAGAAUGCCAUAAUGAAACUGUCUUUCAGGAAGUCGAGUUUUUGAAAAAAAAAGUUGAUCUCAAAUUCCCUAUACAUCCUUUUGUCGAGCCACUGGGAUUGAACUCAGAAAAAAGAGAAACAAUUUUAAAAAAAUUGGUACCAUCCUUCAAAGAUGAAAGAAAGAAACUAUUUUGGCAGUUUUUGCCAUCUAAUGAUAAUUCCAAAGACUUAUGUGUGGUAUCAGAGGCUUAG